GCAUCAACAAUGAUGAUGAUAGCUAACACAAACAUUUUGCGCGUUUAUUUAUUUAGUUUGGUCAUUUGGUGCCAAUAGCAGCAUAAAUGUGCAAAACACAGUUUACAAAUAUAUUCCAGCUGUUUUAUUUUGAGCCCAGGUGAUAUAAAGCCUCAGGGUGUGCAAUCCCAACAAUAGCGUCCACACGCACAUGGAGAAUUUGACGGCGUCGCCGACGAAAUCGACAACGCCAAAGAAGCGAAGACGCAGCGAGUAUCAUGAUCCCGAUUAUAGGUUCGGAUAUGAGAGCCCGCCAACCGCCACUGCGGGCGAAGAGAAGAAGCGCAUUAAGCUCGAGCAAGAAUACCAGCAGAAUAAUGACAACCAGAAUCAGGGGAAUGAGCCAAGCAGUACACCCCGAAUCACCUUUACCGUUGACAGCGUGGCGAAACUCAAGCGCUUUGAGGAAAUCGUCCGCGCGGAAUUCCAGAGGGAAUUGAGCACAAAGGAGCAGCAGCUGAACGAGAUUGAUGCACGACUAUAUCAAGCACGCCAGCUACUGGACAAGCUGCGAUACCAUGUGGUCAGCGAGUACUACAAGAAGCAACAGGUGCCAUUGACAGCUGCGGAUGUGGCUAAAGUGCGAUCUAGCGACACAUUGUUCGGCGAAGGGCCUGAACGAAAUGGAGCCCAAUUGCCACUGCAUCCGGCAAUCAAGAAAAUAGUUGGCAAGCGGCCAGUUCCUCUGCAGCUGCAUCUGCCGGAGCGCACAGCCGCAACGCUGGCCAAGGAGACGAUUCGCCUACGAAAUCCUGCAAAUCGACGGGCGGAACGCAGGCGACAACGGAAGAUACGUGAUCAGGGCAUUGUUACGGAUCACACCCAGGAGCAACAGAGGGAAGUAGACGCGGCCAGUCACGAGGAACAUCCCUGCACUAGCAAGCAGGCAUAUCAAAACCAAACGGAACUAGACAGUCCCUCAGUAUCAGCGCUGAAUGCCUCACGCUUAAACAACAAAAACAAGUUUCACUUUGUGGUGGGCAACACCUCCAAGUAUCUGGGCGGUGGUGAUCUGGACACUCGAAAUGGUCAAUCCCUUGUAUACAAAUGGCUUGUCUAUGUCCACGGCAAAAAUCUACCUCAGCCGCUCGAGUCGUACAUAAAAAAGGUGCGUUUCCAACUGCAUCACUCGUACCGGCCCAACGACAUUGUGGACGUUCAUGCGCCACCAUUUCGGCUGACACGUCGGGGCUGGGGCGAGUUCCCCAUGCGCAUUCAGCUUUAUUUCCAAGAGCAUCUGCAGCAGAAACCCGUUCAGCUUAUCCACAACAUUGUGCUGGAUAAGACCAGGUGCGGCCUGCACACCAUGGGCAGCGAGACAACUGUGGAGGUUUGGCUGCGUGCCGAUGUGCCUGCAACAGUUCCCAUUACGCCACCGCCAAAACCUAUUAAGAAGGAGCCGCCCACAACAGCCGCGACAUCGGCAAAUGCACUCCUCUCGCCCGAGAACAAUUCCAAACCGCGCACCAUUUCAAUAACGCAGAACAAGGAGGAGCUGGAUGAUAAUCUUUUUGCAGGCAUCAACAAGAUCGAGCUGAGCGACGACAUUGAGCAUAUUGAGCCGACGGUGCUUGUCUCGGAGGUCUUAAAGUUGAGCAGCCCGAAGAAGAAACAAAUGCCCGCAGCCGCAGCUCCGAAUAAAAGCCCACUCCCCCGCAACUCCAUUGAAACUGCGCCUGCUGUUAGUACCAGUCUGCCCGCAGCUCUUCCCACCAUAAAUGGAAACAGCAAAAAGCCAACAGCAAUGGUUGCACAACUGCGCAAAGGCAAUCCCAAAAACGUAGUCUUCCAAAAGGAAGGCAAACUCUAUAUCAUCGAUCCGCUGCAAUCCAAGCUAAAGCAGGCUGCCAAGCAGCAGUCGCUGCUCAAGCCUCAACUCAGUUUGCUCAAGCAGCCAAAACAACAGUUGUCCAUGCGAUGGCACCUCCUGCAGUGCAUCCAAAACGAUCACGGCUACGCCAACAUGAGCAGCAAUGAGGUGCCUCCUGCGCCGGCAGUAUUGAGCCAGCGCCUGACGCUCGAACAACUCUUUCGCAGCAUUCCCUUCCAGAGCAUGCGAAGUGCUGUGGAAUUCUUGCUACGGCGGCUGCCAUUGGCAAACGCAUUGGACAAAGGCAACUUAAAUGGGAAUGAGUUUCCCUUUGGCACUCAGACACUAGCGACAUUCCAGGCACAGCCCGCUUUGCGUCAGCGGUUCUUCGAAUUUAUGCGCGGGCGCACGUUGCUGCGUUGCAUGCGUCAGCAUCUAAGUCUGCAGCAUCUGCACACAAGCGGAAAGGAAUCCUUUUGGAGUACGCGAGAGAUUGUGGCAUUUGCACGUCUGCACGGAUACACGCCGCCUCUAAAGAUGCUCUGCGUUACUAGACAAAAGUCGGAGUCGGCGGCGUUGCCAUUGUCGGAGCGAGUGCAACAACAGCUGCAGGAAGAUCCUCAGGCACAGUUGUUGCAAUUUUUCAGUCUCACCUCGAAAUCCAACUUGGAUAGCUGGUUAGCAAACCGGAUUGCUGGAUUGCAAUGUCGUGAUCAAAGAUUAGACGACGAGGAGCCAAUCGAAGUGGUCAACCUGUUGCCAUCCAGCUCAGAGAUCCAACGACCUGCAAACGCAUUCGACACCAGACUAAACCAAGAUUUGCUAUAUUUACCGCCGCCCGAGGAACUGGAUGCUGCCACGCAGCUGGUGCGGGACAUGUGUAAAGAUGUUGGCAUCAUCUUGCAUCCAGAGCAAAGCGUGCCAGGAGUUUCCCAGUCUUUGGCCCUCACGCUCUUGGCCCACGUGCUUCGAAUGUUCAUAGAAAAGUUGGUCCGUCGCUCCGCUGCAACCAAACUGCUGCAGCAGCAACAGCCGCAUGCAAUCGAGACGCUGCCACCGCCGGCGGCUAAUCUAGAAAUGACCUUGCUACCUCACGACAUCGGCCGUGUGAUCGCAAAAAGUGCGGAGUUUGAUUUUCUCGGCAACUCUUAUCUUGGCGUUGAGCACAAGGACUCGCAGUCCGAUGCGUAAUUUGCUUAAUUUAUGCAUUACAUUGAUGCCACUGGCGAUUUCUCUAGUUCAAAAUCCUCUGGGAUAUUAGGUAUAGAUAAAUAAGUUAUUUUUAAAUAUACGUAUGUUAUGUAUUUAAUAAAUUUACUAUACAUUUUUU
Molecule: messenger RNA, 3179 nt
Organism: Drosophila arizonae
Lineage: Eukaryota; Metazoa; Arthropoda; Insecta; Diptera; Drosophilidae
Gene: D12
Product: YEATS domain containing 2 homolog D12
Biological process (GO): regulation of DNA-templated transcription
Source: RefSeq, a predicted model, not a curated record